AUGGGAGUGUACUGGAGUGACGGCCAGCUCUACCACGAGGUGGCGUCCUACUUGGACGGAGAGGCGAGGCGGUGGUUUGCCACCGUGAUGGAGUCCGUGCCACCCGAGGAGGAGAACAUCAACACCUUGGCCGGGAUGCUGCGGGCUAAGUACAUGACCCAACGCACGACCCCCGAGGUGGUCGACCUGUUGAACGCGAGACGGCAGAUGCGGGGCGAGCGCCUCGUCGAGUACGCGCAGUUCUUGCGCGAAAUUGGCGAGCGCGGGGACGUCGGCGAGAGCUGGCUGGUAAACGCGUUCCUCAAGGGUAUGAGCAGCUCUGAAGGCGCGACACACGUGCGCGGGCAUCGACCCCAGUCGCUGGAUGAAGCGGUGCGGCUGGCGAUCCCCCACGCGGGUGAGUACGGA
Messenger RNA from Phytophthora sojae, 408 nucleotides. RefSeq lists its product as hypothetical. The transcript has a single exon. The record is from RefSeq and is a predicted model, not a curated record. Lineage: Eukaryota; Oomycota; Peronosporomycetes; Peronosporales; Peronosporaceae. The annotation marks the transcript as partial.